AUGAUCGUCAUCAGGCACAGGCUGUACCAGGCCCUGCUGGGCGGGGUCGCGAUAGUACUGGGCUUAGUAUUCCUGGGAACCAGGCUAGUUGCAUAUUAUACUCGCUGGAACGAUGACCUUGGCAUCUCCGUCUUCAAUGGCAAGCUGCCAGUGAUCCCGCAGUAUGAACAAAUCGCCGACCCGUCGCAUGGACCUUUAAUACUCGAUACCGAGAUUUCGGACCCGGUACAGGAUGCGUCAGAGAAUAUUUCGAACGAAUCUGCCUCAACAUUCACCGCAGCCCCCACGGGAUCGAGCGGGAGUUUACAAGAAUUCAGUCCCGAGUGGAAUAAUAAAAGCACAUGGCCCCAAUGGUCGAAACACCAGAAACCGACAGACUCAAGUCAAGCUACAUCGACUAAUCGCAUAUCACACGAACGACUCGAUCGACACGUUCAUUCAAUAUUGAACUUCCGAGAUGAGUGGCCAUAUCAGCGCGUUUCUUGCCCUGCCGGUAUUGCGGAUAGAUAUCAGAACUUGCGGGAUACGGAGGAUAACAGCCAAGUGCGGUACUUUUUUGCCCUAAACCCGUACGAGGCUCUCGAUGCUCUUCCGCGAUUGAUGAGCAGUGUUGUCGAGACCGUGAAAUAUUUAGGUGCCAAACACUGCGCGAUUUCGAUUGUUGAUGGUGGAUCUGAGGAUGGCACGUGGGAGGUUCUCAACGCUUUGAAACCGUUCCUGGAUAAAAUGGGUGUAAGGUACUUCCUCGCGACUAGUGGCCAUAAAAUACUGGAUGGGGAUGAUACGAGCCAGGAACCCCUUGCAAAUCUCCGCAACAAGGCGCUGCAGCCGCUGAAAGCUGAAGAGGUGGAACCUUUGCAUGCACUAGCAGGCAAGUACUCACCAAAGGCGGUGGUUGUUUUCCUAGACGAUAUCGCGAUGUGUCCCGAGGAUAUACUGGAACUUGUAUUCCAACAUGUCAAUCAGGGGGCUCAGAUGACAUGUGCUUUUGAUUGGGUUUUCAACGGGACCGUCUUCCGUGAUGUUUGGGAAUCACGGUCGCUAGCUGGGAACACCUUUUUCGAGAUCCUACCCGGUGGCUCGUUGAGCGGAAGUGACGAUAUGUUCUUCGAUGACCGACAAAAUAAGCCACGAUACAACAGUUUCCUGCCUUUGCAAGUGUACUCAUGUUGGGGCGGUAUGGUAAUAUUGAACGCCGUGGCACUUGCGGAAGACACUAUUCGAUUUCGGGCUGCAGAGCAAACAGACGCGGACUGCGACAUGGGUGAACCUAUGCUAUUGGCCAAGGAUCUGUACAGCCAAGGUCUUGGCAAGAUCUUAGCCGUGCCAUCGGUGAAUGUGGCUUAUUCUGACAAAGAAGCGACUAAGACGAAACAAAUUCGAGGCUAUGUUGGCGAUCAUGUCAACACCCUCAGUCAAAAACUGCAUGAAUUUGAAAUUGUUCAGUGGCAAACGGCACCUCCCGAUAUGAUCAAAUGCCUUGCCCAUUCUGACCAAUUGGCCUGGACUGAGUGGACCGAGUCUGCUUGA
This is a messenger RNA of Penicillium pulvis, 1530 nucleotides long. Its product is annotated as glycosyltransferase family 69 protein. The record is from RefSeq and is a predicted model, not a curated record. The transcript has a single exon. NCBI's taxonomy places the organism in Eukaryota, Fungi, Ascomycota, Eurotiomycetes, Eurotiales, Aspergillaceae. Bases 1 to 1530 code for a protein of 509 amino acids.